Neofelis nebulosa (Clouded leopard) is the source of this 4432-nucleotide messenger RNA. It is a transcript of the gene REEP3, whose product is annotated as receptor accessory protein 3. The record is from RefSeq and is a predicted model, not a curated record. Bases 143 to 910 code for a protein of 255 amino acids. The transcript has 8 exons. Gene Ontology annotation, biological process: endoplasmic reticulum tubular network organization. Gene Ontology annotation, molecular function: microtubule binding. Lineage: Eukaryota; Metazoa; Chordata; Mammalia; Carnivora; Felidae. Gene Ontology annotation, cellular component: cytoplasmic microtubule; endoplasmic reticulum membrane; endoplasmic reticulum tubular network.
ACACCCGGCCCGGCUCCCGAGGGCGCCAGCGCGGCCCCGGGGAGCGCGAGGAGCCGGCGAGCGCGCGGCCUGCCGUUGGCGGCCUGGUGCGCCACGCUCGGCGCCCACCCGCCCCCUAGCUGGGGUGCAAGACCCCGGGAAGAUGGUGUCCUGGAUGAUCUCCAGAGCCGUGGUGUUGGUGUUUGGAAUGCUUUAUCCUGCAUAUUAUUCGUACAAAGCUGUGAAAACAAAAAACGUGAAGGAAUAUGUCCGAUGGAUGAUGUACUGGAUUGUUUUUGCUCUCUAUACUGUGAUUGAAACAAUAACAGAUCAAACAGUUGCUUGGUUCCCCCUGUACUAUGAGCUUAAGAUUGCUUUUGUCAUAUGGCUGCUCUCUCCCUAUACCAAAGGAGCAAGUUUAAUAUAUAGAAAAUUCCUUCAUCCACUUCUUUCUUCAAAGGAAAGGGAGAUUGAUGACUAUAUUGUACAAGCAAAGGAGCGGGGCUAUGAGACCGUGGUAAACUUCGGGCGGCAAGGUUUAGCUUUCGCAGCCACUGCUGCUGUCACUGCAGCGGUGAAGAGCCAAGGAGCAAUAACGGAACGUUUACGAAGUUUUAGUAUGCACGAUCUAACAGCUAUCCAAGGGGAUGAGCCUGUGGGACAAAGAUCAUACCAAUCUCUACAAGAAGCAAAAAAGAAAAGUAAAUCAGUCUCCGGUGAAUCAGCAGGUUAUGGAAUUCCGCUGAAAGACGGAGAUGAGAAAACCGAUGAAGAAGCCGAAGGGCCGUAUUCAGAUGAUGAGAUGUUAACGCACAAAGGGCUUCGAAGAUCGCAAAGCAUGAAAUCCGUGAAAACCGUGAAAGGCCGCAAAGAGGUGCGAUACGGGUCACUAAAAUAUAAAGUGAAGAAGAGACCACAGGUGUAUUUUUAGUCAUCUGCACCUCAAGAUCCCAAGACAAGUUAUGCUAAUCCAUCAGCUUUUCUUCUAACAUUAUCCAGGAUUUACACAUUAAAAUAAUACUUUAAACUGUGGCGGUGAUAGGGUUUAUUUUCAUCAAUCUAAGUAGCUUUUGUUUCUUUAACCAUUACUUCCAUGUCCUGACUACUCCAGGUAAUUAUGCAAAGCUUAUUUAUAUAUAUAUAUACAUAUAUAUAUAUAUAUAUAUAUGUAUAUAUAUAUGUAUAUCUAUACAUGUGUACAUAUAUAGAUAUACAUAUAUAUCUCAGAAAUAGUAGAAAAUUGUGUUAUCUGUUUUCAAAUUCCUCAACAACAUUGAGUGCCUGGGACAUUAAGAUGAAACACAAACCCACAGUAUACUUGAAAAGAGUCUUUUUACAGUUUAAGAUACAUCAGCCUUUGUGGUAUUGUAUUGUGUUUACCUCCAUUUAUGUUAUAUCUAUCACAUGAGGAUAGUAAUUAGAUAGGCCUCUGAUCAGCAGUGAUAGGACAAGGGCAUAAUGUAAGAUAUAGUGUGUUUUAUAUAUUCUUCAAAUUUUUACUUUUAACAUACUUGUUGGUUUUUCCACCAUCAGCUGAACGUUUUCGAAACAAAUAUUUGAAAGCCAGGUCUCCACAUAGCACUUUUAUUCCUGACUAGUUUUGCACACUUGAAAAUUGUUUACUUAUUUACGACUGUACAUUUAUUUUAAGCUUUACUGACACUUUAUUGUUAUUUGUCAUAUCCUGACAUGUCACAUUUAUGCCUCGAAUUUCAUCAUCUCUUUUCCUGUGGGUUUCAUUUGUUAAAUUUGUUAGGUUCUAAUAAUAUGAAAAUACACCUAAUUGUCCAACUUUAACUAUUUUUAAUUCUCUCCUCUAUAGAUAAGAUGUCUCUGUUUUAGACAUCAACUAGUUUUCCAUAUUUAACCCUACAUUGGUAGUCAAACUUAGCAUGUUUUUGUUAACACUGGUGACAUUUUCAGCAUUUAGAAGCAGUAGCUUUAAAAAAAAAAAAAAAAAAAGUAGUAGCUUUUGUGAAACAGAGUCACAAAAUUAUCCAGCAGUCAGUCCAUUCACAAGGUUGACCUCCUAUGUGCUGCUGACUUAUAAAUCUGUAUUGACUACAUUUGAAUCACUCAUCUUUCUGGCUGAGAUCAUUUCCUGAAUAUAGGUGCCAAUGCAAAAUACAGAUGUUAAUCUUACAUACUAGAAACUAUUAGAAUAGAUAUUAGAAAAAUGUAUUUUAAUCCAAGAGACUGUGAGUUACUAAAUGUGGAGGGUUUUUUAGGUUGCAUUGAUAACUAUGCAUUAACUCUGUUAAUGGUGGUGGUUUUAGUGAUCACUCAUCAAAUUGGUACAGUUGUAACCAUUCAGAUAAUUUACUUGACUGUUCUGUUUGUCCAAAAGAGAAAACAAUGAGUGAGAUUUGUGAGAUCUUUGACCUUUCUACCUUUUAAGAAGUGAAACCAGCUGGCAAUGUAUAUUCAGGACCUCCUCGGAUUGUUGGCAGAGGAUAGAAUGUUUACUUAGGACUACCUUAGUUUAAUUCAUACAUUUCUCUUGAUACAUUCUCUUAAAACAUUAUCUAGACUCUCUCACAUUCUUGAUAUGUGACACCAAGAAAAAAUUCCCUCAACUUUGUUUCUCUGAAAGUUUAAUUCUAUGAGUGUCUUCAUUACUUUACCAUGACUAAUUUUUAGCCUUUUAGUUUUCUAAAAAGACUCAUUUGUGUUCAAAAUUCCUAGAAAUCCUGAUUAUAAACUCUUGGAAGAGAGUUUUUAUUUACAUUGCCUAGUCCUAGACUUACCAAUGUAAAUGCUACACCAUGUUUGUCUUUCCCACCCAAAGGCAGCGUCAUCUCGAGUUGCCUGACAAAGUCAUGUAAGUGACUUUAUAUAAAAACAUUACCUCUGGGGGCUGCUCUGUGCCACUUUAUGUUUCCUAAGACUAAAGUAUUAAACCUAUUCUGUAAUUAUAGUAAACUCAUAAAUACUGCUCUAAAUCGGAGGGAUUAUUUAUCCCUUUACACUCCUACAAACAAAGACAAGACCAGUCACAAAGAGGUAAUGAGUGUCCUUUUUAAAUCUCUCUCUCCACACAGUGUUCCCUCUGAUCUAUUUCUCCUGUUACAUCUUUACAGGCAGUGGAUGUCAUUUUGCUAUUCUAUUACUUCCUUUCUCUCCUUUUCUUACAUUUCUGAGAUUUUGCUGCUUUUCCCUUGUGUGUGUUUUAGCAUGCCCUUUCCUUUGAACUUUGUAUGAUAAGCUCACAAAUCUUAGCCUCUUUGAAAGUGGAGCGGGCCAUUUUUUGUUUCUCUGCUUUUGAAUCCACUGCUUUUAAAAGAAGGAACUUAUCUCUAGACCACAGUGCCUUGCUUUCCCACCACCACCAUUUGGUGAAUGGGCAUCAGACGCUGCACAAGCCUAUUUAAGGGCACUAUUUUGGUGGCUGUUGAAGUUUAUGCAGAAAUUGUAGCCGGUGUUUUAUUAUAUAUUUUUCAACUUGUGCACUAAUAUUAACUAUUACCAGAGGUUUUGGAAGUGACAGUUGAUCUAUUCUUCAGUUUACCAUGCUUUUUCUGGGAUAAAAAAGAGCCAGAAGUAUGUCUUAUUGCUAAGUAAUUAAUUAUGUAAACCCACCUAGGUCCUGCACAAGAUUCCCUCCACACGAUUCACUAUUCCAUAUAUGUACGUGGAUUUGGCUAGAAAGUGGUAAGUGUCAGCAUUUGCUAAUUAUAAGUACUUGACUAUACAGAUUGAUGGAACAAAUUAUUAAAAUAUUUUCAGGGAACUAAUCCAUAUGUCACCACCAAAGAUUUCUACAGUGUUAUAAAAUAUGUAAAUACUCCAAAUUUCUGUAAAACACUGGUUAGUUAAAUACAUUUUAUUUCAUGUCUUUUUUUUUAAAUAACACAGUUUGAGCUUCUGUAAUACUUGAACUUCUGUGUUGUUAAAAAUAACCCAAUGUUACCUUCUAUGAAAUAUUAGUAAUUUGUAUGUUUAAUUGGAAUGGACUAAAUUUUUAUUUUGAUUUUCUCGUAUUGGGAAGAUUAAGGAGUUAAUAUGUAUUGACAAACAGUUUCCUAAAUGUUGUCCUGUAUAGGCUGAUUCAUUGACAAAGCAAUUUGGUGAUUUUGAGGCGAUCAUUGUUACUGUGGUAGGCAGUGUAUAUUUCUUAGUAAACAGCAUUUACAUUUGCUUAAGUUUACUAAGUUUUACUGAGUAAAACUUUGUGAAAGAAAAAUAUGGCUUUUUCCUCUAAAUGCUCAAGAUUUCGUCUACUGGUAGUGUCCUACAGAUUUAUUGUACAUUAACUUUUUUAAAAUGGACCAUGAAUUAACAUUUUCACCUCUAACACCUCUUAAAUCUGUGUACUUUAAUAGUUAAGAGAAAGCAGUUUUAUAAUUUUUUAAACUCUUUGUAAAGGCUAUCUUUAGGCUUAGUCUGGGGGUAAUUUUACAGAUGUGUUUUUUGAAAACUUUAAUAUAAAAUAAACUCAUUUUAUUAGUGACAA